AACUUAUCGGAGAUGUUUUGCAUAUAUAUAUAUAACUUAUAAGGAGGUAGAUUACUUUGUAUGGGAAAUGGGAAACAUAUCCUUAGUCUUGUCUUAGUGGGAGGCUAGAAAAGAAAAAAAAUGUGUGACAAAUCUUAAAACUCUGAGCAGAAACAGAAGUAGGAUAGAUCUUCCUUUGGAGACAUGAAUCAAAACCCCGUUUGGAAUGGUGCUUAUGCUCCAAUUUUGAAGAGAUUUCAAGAAGUGGUCAAUGCCAAAAGAACCGGUGGUAAGAAAAAACAGUAUAAAGUGGUAAUACUUCGACCAAAACCAAGUGGAAUUCUGGAAAGUCCAAAUACAGUCCCUAAACACAAAGUUAACAUUAAAACAUAUCAAACAUUGGCAAACUUUACAAACAGCAGUUUGCCUCAAAAUUUAUCUUCACUUACAUCUGAUGGUGCAAAUCAUUCACCACCUGCUACUGACAUUAAAUCAGAGAUUUGUGAAGAUAAUUUAGAACCUUCAAAGAUUGUUUCAGGCUCAUGUGAUGAUGAUCCAGAAAAAAAUUCUCAGAAUUAUCCAGCAUUUCAGAUCUUCUCUACCUCUACACCAGGAGAAGAAAUACCUCCAGUUUCCCAAGAGAUAAAAUCAGAGGUUUGUGAAACAGAUCCAUCAUCUUCACUAUAUUCACAGCCUGCACCUGUGCCAUGCAGGGAGCUCGAGAGAAAUUCUGAAAAUUAUACUCCAUCUGGCCCACCUCCAUAUUUUACACUUCACACAUCAACACCUAAAGUCUCCACAAUUUCUGAAGUCCUCAAGUCUGAGACUGGUGAAGAGGAUCUAGAAUCUGCACAGCUCACAACUUUUUCAACUGUUAAACAAGAAUUGGCCAUGGAGAACUGUAUUUCAAAUGAUAAAUCUUUAGAUUUCUCUCAAGAUGUCUAUAGUGGAAAAGAAGUAUCAGAAAUUCCCAGAGAAAUCAAACCAGAGGUUUAUAUUGAAAAUUUAGAGUUUUCACCACAUCCCGAAUAUCCUUCUGUUUCAACCUUAGAAAAAGGCAGAUUUUCUGCUGAGAACUAUACCUAUACUGCUGAACCUUCUGAUUUCAAUUACCACAGCUCUUCUCUACCUUUUCACAUACCUGAAGAGAAUGGAACAGAAACUUCUUCAACAGUCAGUGCAAUCAAAGAUGAGGACUACUCAGUAUUUAAUCAGACAUCACAGGUCCAAAAUUCAGAACACAGAAGUACAUCAGAUGAAUUAAUAUUGACUGAACAUCUUGUUCCAGUAACAUUUAAACCUGCAAUUACUGAUCAAAUAGAAUCAUUCCAGAGAGAACCUGGUCAUACAACUGGACAUGCUAUGGAUGCAACCAACGUGCAACCAAUAUGCAAGUCCCUAGAUGAAUUUAUGCUGACAGCAAAGUUUUUUAAAUGUGGAUUGUGUGAUUCAGCAUAUAGGGAAUUCCAUGAAUUGGGGAAGCAUUUUAGGGCCAAACACACACGAACAUGUCUUGUUUGUUCAAAACCUGUACCCCUAUUGACGGACAUGCAAACUCACUUAACUCAUUGUCAACCAACUCAGCAAGGUCCUUUAUUUGCGAAUUGCCAAAUAUGUUCAAAGCAAGUAAGAGACAAGUCACUAGGCAUACACUAUAGGGUUCAUGGACUCAGGCCUCAGGAGAUAGUAUUUAGAUGUGAUACAUGUGGUAGGGAUUUCCCAUUUUGGAAAAGAAACAGUGAUUGUGUGCACUUAGAUGGUCAACCUUCCACCAGCAGAAAAAUGAUUUUAAAUUGCUGUUUCUGUAAAACCCAGUUUGAGGAAUUGCAGCCAUUUCAAGACCACUUGAAAGAAGUUCACGCAGUAAAUGGGCCAGAAAUAUUCCCUUGCAAUAUAUGUUCAAAGAUUUAUAGUCGUCAAUGUUAUUUACAGAGGCACCUGGAGUGCCAUGAAAGAAGAAGGCAACGCUUGAUCGAACGGGAAAUACAGCGUGAGAUCGAACGGAAAAGGUGUCGUGAAUAUCAGAAGCGUCUAAAGGCUCUGAAGAAACGUGAUAAAAGCAAGCUCAGGAGGUGUACUGUUUGUAAGAAAUUUGUCAUUCAAGCAAGGAAGAUUUCAGAUCACCAAGAAAAAGAUAUGCUCCAAAGCAAAGAACAUAGGGAGGUAAACAAUCUCAAUUUUAUGUGCACAAAAUGUAAGGAACGAGCUAAGUUUAAAUUAACUCUGUUGAAAUAUAGGAUGGUCCAAAAAGUCCACAGAUGUCAGGUUUGUUCAAGGACAUUUGUUACGUUCUUUCACUUGACAUCACAUAUGAAUAGUCACGUGUCCAGCACAGAAAAGACCUGUGUUAUCUGUUGGAAGACAUUUAGUCAAAACAGAAAUCUAAGGCUUCACAUGAAAAGUCAUGCAGUUUUUCACAGGUUUUCUUGUAAAUUGUGUAGGAGAAAAUUCACUUAUCGCCAUCAGCUUAACAUCCAUAAUCAAUUACAUUACAACCCAGCACUUUUCUGUUAUGUCUGUUGCCAGGACUUUGAUAAACUUUACCGAUUUGUUGUUCACAAGAAAAAGGAUCCUAAAAUGCACAAAAGGAAAUCCUAUCCAAAGGAAAAAAACCUUCACACUAUGAAUCCUGGAAACCAGACAGCAUCUUAUAAGUGUGUUGUCUGUAAGGAAGAAUUUAGGUACAAGAAAUGGUUAGACUAUCAUCAAAUGACAACUCUGGACUUGAAGCACAAUAGAUUUUGCUUUGUGUGUGGAAAAAUGUUCAAACUACCACGAAUGUUGAGAAAGCAUAUGAAAACUCACCCAAAAGAGCCAGAAAAAUUAAGAAAAUCUUUCCUUUGCCACAUCUGUGGUAAGCUUUUCAUGCAAAGAACAAAUCUGUGUUCCCAUAUAAAGUCCCACACUGUGAAAGAAAUUAAAAACCCUGGAACACAAACGAGGUCCCCAGACAGAAGUUCUGUGUAUGAGUGUGGUCUCUGUAUCAGGGUGUUUUCUAGGAAGAAAGAGAUGUUGAUGCACAGAAAGGUACACGAAAGACUUGUCAGUCACAAAUGUGAAGUUUGCAGUGCUGUGUUUGCCAGUCUGUCUGCGUUGAGCCACCACAGGCAUAAAGUACAUCAUAUUGAAUUUAAGCGAAUUUGUUAAUCAGCAAUGCAUACGUGAAAAACUGAAUUUAAGGGGAAAUACAUUUUUAUUUAAAAAAUGGACAUAUAGAUGCUAAAUGAGUACAAAUUAGUAUACAUUAAUGUCAACAUAUUGAUCACUGUUAAUUAUUGGAAAUAUAUCCUUAUAUAUUACAAUACAAUAUAGUAGAACCAAUGACA
Saccostrea echinata is the source of this 3305-nucleotide messenger RNA. RefSeq names its product zinc finger protein 184-like. The record is from RefSeq and is a predicted model, not a curated record. Gene Ontology annotation, cellular component: nucleus. NCBI's taxonomy places the organism in Eukaryota, Metazoa, Mollusca, Bivalvia, Ostreida, Ostreidae. Bases 184 to 3126 code for a protein of 980 amino acids. The transcript is spliced from 3 exons. Gene Ontology annotation, biological process: regulation of transcription by RNA polymerase II. Gene Ontology annotation, molecular function: RNA polymerase II transcription regulatory region sequence-specific DNA binding; DNA-binding transcription factor activity, RNA polymerase II-specific.